Molecule: messenger RNA, 923 nt
Organism: Sitophilus oryzae (rice weevil)
Lineage: Eukaryota; Metazoa; Arthropoda; Insecta; Coleoptera; Curculionidae
Product: circadian clock-controlled protein-like
Exons: 6
Coding region: 45-800 (251 amino acids)
Source: RefSeq, a predicted model, not a curated record
ACAAUUUCGCCAUUCUGUUCGAAAAAAUCGUCCGGUUAACAACAAUGAUAUUGCUGAAUUGUGCUUUGUUUGUUUUCGGUUGUUUGUUGUCUUCGACUGUGGCACAGAAGAAAUUUAAAUCAAAACACCUGCCAAAUUAUAUAUCACCCUGUCGACUAUCGUCCGAUCUGUCGGAUUGCAUUGUGAAGCAUGCUGUUGCAAGCAUUCCACACAUAUCGAAAGGAGACCCAGAAUUUGGCAGUCCGAGCUUAAACCCAUGGGUACUGGAAAAACUUGAAUUGAAUCCAAGCAGCCAACUGAAAAUCCUUUUUACAAAUUGUGAAAUAUAUGGUUUAAAUCGUGCCAUUUUAAAAGAUGCGAAGAUCGACUUUGAUAAGAAACGCGUUGAUAUAGUAGUUUAUGUUGAACAAAUAAAACUUGAGUCUCAUUACAACAUGGAUGGACAGAUUUUAGUAUUACCUAUUAAAGGAGAUGGAAAGACCAACUUGGAGUUUGGUGAUUGUACAUUCAACUAUUCUGUGGAUUACGAUCUGAUAACAAGAAAAGAUGGCAAGCAAUAUGCUGCAAAUAUUAGACCCGAUAUAUCUUUCAAAAUAAACAAAGCACAUUUUAAUUUCGAAAACCUGUUCAAUGGCAAUAAACAGCUAGGUGACAACAUCAACAAAGUAUUAAACGACAAUCCACAAGAUGCCAUCAAUGAACUUGGUCCGGCAUUUUCGAAUGUUAUAAAUCUAGCAGCAACUACAAUUAUACGAGCAUAUCUAUUGGUAGUCCCAUUUGACGAACUAUUUGUACAUUAAAUUCCGUGUGAUUUUGUUAUUUUUUUUAUGUCUGUGUAGAGAUAAAUUUACAUAAGGGCUUAUCGUACUGUUGAAGUAUUAUUAAUGUUUAUAAGUGUAAUUUAACAAGAAUAAAACUGUAAA